Messenger RNA from Cladocopium goreaui, 6999 nucleotides. The record is from the annotation of a GenBank genome assembly. NCBI's taxonomy places the organism in Eukaryota, Dinophyceae, Suessiales, Symbiodiniaceae.
AUGCCGCUGUCCACUUCCAGGGAUUCAAAGGGUCAUGGCAAGACGUGCUUGAAGGGCCUCGAUGCUUUGUGGGUGAAGCAUUCCUUCGUUUGGACAUCAAGAUUUCCAUGGCUCAUUGUGGUGGAGGAGGACGGCAAGGUGAAAUCACUAGGAUGCACCAUUUGCCGCAACGCCCCUGAAAGCCAACGUGACAAGAAUGGUUUCGCAGAGUGCUCCAUCAAGACUGCCCAGACAUCAGUUUUCCAAAAGCACGAGAGGUCGACAGCUCACAUUUCCCGAUCGGAGAGCUUCAAAUCCAGCGGGGUUCCAAUUGCUGCCCCUUCGGCGCAGCAGUUUGCUGAAUGUCUGGAAUCUGUCUGGCGGGGUGCAGCAGAGCUGAAGGAGAGUGGACCUUGGAAGUGCCGUGUCAUGAUGUGGUGUUUGGCUGAGGAUGUGCGAGAUGGCCAGCUGCUGGUCAGCUUCGUCUCUGUUGACCACAACCUGAAGGUGACUACUGGCCAUUUGGGGCAGUGUGAUUUGAACGAGCGUUUUGGAUUGACUUCCAAAGACAUCGCUCAAGCAUCUGUCUUCAUCUUGCACAAGUUCGCGACAACUGGGUUGGGUAUGCCUGUGCGUGACUGUGCAAAUGAAACAGCGGCCCUUGAUCGUGAUCUGGUUCGACAUGUGAAAGAGUGUACUGAAGCCUUUGGUGCUGAUGGAGCUUUCGAUGAGCAAAGAUCAGGCCAGCUACUGAAGAGAUGGUUUCCUGCACUGAAACUGGUGCAGUUUGACAAAGCCCAUGCAUCUCAGAGGUUGUUGAGCCGGACUUGGCCCACAGACCCCUACAUCCACAAGCUUGUCCGGGAUUUGGUCAUUGGCCCCAGGGCGAUUACACAAAAAAUUCGCUUCUCAGGAGUGUUCCGCAAAAGGUUUCAGGAAGCUGUCGCGGAACUGUCAGGCCCAUCCGCCAAACGGAUUCGGGAUUUGGCUUGCGCCAAACACAGAUUCGUGAGUGCAGCGCAGCCAUUCCGAAGAGCUGUGCUUUUUUUCCAGCCCUUGUUGAGGGUGGCCCAAUGGAUCUUGGAGCAGAGAGGGAAAAAUUCCAAUGAAGGCCAGUUGGCCAGAGAGUGGCUGAAUACAGUGACGGCAGAGUCAGCCUUUCAAUUGGCCCUGGUGGCAGAUGCAACGGAUGAGACAAUGGAGGUGAAUAGGUAUUUCGACCAGGAUACCUAUUUCAAGGCCAACAUCAUUGCGAAUGCACAAGUUUCUGCAGAAAUGCACCUGGCUUUUCGGAGCACAAAGGGGAGCUAUGCAGACGGGCUACACGGCAUUGAUGAUGAAGACAUUGGAGAAACCUUGAUAUUCUCUUUGGAUGCUACUCCCAACAUGAAAGAUGUGAAGUGCCUCGCGAACCUCUUAGAGCUUGAUGCAGACUGCUUUUGUCAAGAAUUCCUUGACAUGAGGCCAAGUGCAGAGUGGCACUUCCUGGAGGGCGGGAGCAAGUCAUCUGAAGAUGCUUGGCGUACUGCCCACUUGAAGAACAAGACGCAGGCCUCUCCGAAAAAAACUUUGGAAGCGGCAUUGAUCAGGCUUUUCUCCUGGCAAAUCAAUACUACUGGUGUUGAGAGAGCUUUUGCAAAGGGCCUUCAUGCUGCGAGAAAAAGAGGAGACGUAGGAGAGAAUCGUCUGGACGACGAGCUACAGCUGUUGUCCUUGAACAAAGCCAGCAAAGGGAAACCUGUCGCCUUGCCCAAGUACAGUGAUCUGAUUGAGUCUGCUCGAGCUGUAUGGACUAAUCAUUAUGGUCCACCUCGAAACAGACAGAAGGUUCCUGAAGAUUCGAAAGGACGCAAGCGCACUCAGCCAGAUGAUGAAGAAAACAAGGACAAGAUCACCUCGGAAGCUGCGUUCAUGAGGAAGCGGCGUCGAGAGGUUGAUGCUGCCGCAGGUUCAGUGAAUUUGUCAGAAGCAGUGAACCCUGUGAUGGGGUCUGUUGGAGUGAACGGCUGGGGCGAAGGGCAUGAGAAAUUUUUUUUUUUGGAAACAAAGCUUUUGGGCCGGUUGAUGAAGGCAAUUGCUGAGGGAGCUGUGCCUUGGGACAGCUUGAGCCCGGCCAUGCAAGACUGGUUUCGUCAAUGGCAGCAGCAUGAUCAAGAGCUCUGCCAGGAAGCAUUGAAGAGCCGUCGCCUCUCCUUGACCAGACCUUCUUUCCCGAACGUGGCAGGCUUGAAAGUUUGGUGGGGUGCAGCUGUUCAGGUUGCUGUCGGCGAGUUUGAACUGCACCGUUUGAGUCGCAAGAUGGGGUUGGUGCCAGAGGAAUCCAAGUAUCAGGCAGAGAUGCACAUUUGGACAGAGGUCACAGAGCCACAGUCGCAAGAGGAUAAGUUGCUAGCUGGCCUCCAUGGGAAACUGGUCUGCGACAUCCUUUGUUUCAGGUCCUGUGGGCAGAGGGGCAGCUUCCUGCUCCACAAGUCAGCAACCAGCAUUGCGCGCACCAUCUACAUCACCCCACGAUUCGCCAGAGAUUGCAAGGAGGUUGCUCAGAACAUCAUGCACUACUGCAAGCCCUUUCGAGGAACUUCAGGCUGGAUCUUCCAGGGCAACUUGGAUGAGUUCUUGAAAGCCAAGCGAAAGGCGACAAGGGACCAAAAACACACGCAAGUGAUGGUUUUCGGAACUGUUGCAGACAAGCAGGGAGAGCUCAGUGAAGUCAAGCUGUUUUUGACGAGCGAUGAUCUUGCACAGAAGUUAAUUUUUGUUGAUCCAAUGCGGUCUGCUCAUGGCUUGGAUGGGUCAUUUGGCCUUCGAGCUGGAGCAAGUCCUGCACUGAGACAGUUUGGAUCUCAAAAGAUUUGUCUGAAGAACUUGAAACCUUUGCAAUGGUUGUCUUCAAUUUGGGCUGUAAGGAGCGAACCCUGGUCACUCCGAGUCCACAACCCGAUCAUGUCUCAACUUGCUGUUCCAUGCGAUAGCAACAAGCGCCAGCGCUCUGACAGGCAAAAGUUGCUGCGUUCGCAAAGAGAGAAAUUCCAACGUCAGUGCAAUCAGAAAUUGCCGAAAAAUCAUGAAUGGCUGUAUGGAUUGGCCUCCGACGCAGAGCUUGCUCUGCAGGCUUCCAGCCGUUUGGCAGCUCAAGAAGCAGCAGGGAUUGGUCCUCUUGUGGGAAGAGUUCUGGGUCAUGGAGACAGCCCCUCGGACUGCAUCGCAAAUCUGGAUGGUGCCUUCACCCCAGAUCAGCUGAAAACCAUGGAUGGCUCGAUCCUUUACCAGAGACUUUGUGAAAUGGAAGCCCUCAAGGCAGAAGUGUCUCGCCAAAUGAUCCUUGUCAUGGAUGCCAUGUUGCAGCGCAAGCUUCUCCAUGCGGAGAUGGUGGAAGGAUGUUGCUCCACACCUCUGAAAAUUCCCCUACCUGGCGAACCUGCAAAGAUCCCAGUGCCUUUGAAGAUCUGCGAAGGUCCCAUUCAGUCUGACGAGAGUGAAGGAGACGUCAUGGCAGGAGCCUUGACAAUUUCCAUGGGUGCGAACCCUGUCAAGAUUGCUCAUGCAAGCAACGGCCUCCAUGUCAGGGUGGAAACUGGGUGCAGGGAUGGUCUGGUCUUGAAGGAUGUGAAGGUGGAACCUUCCCAUGACGACGGUUUCUCUUCCACUCGUGUGAAGAUGGAACCUGGCCUUGAUCUCCAAAAUGUGAAAAUGGAACCUGGCUCUGUCUUCCAAGAUGCGAGCCAUGACUUCAAAGAUGUGAAGAUGGUGAAGCAAUUCUUGACUGAGUGCAGAGUCCAGUCGGAUUCUCAGCCAGCUUCGGGGGCUGGAAACUUCUUCUGGGUGGACUUGGCUUUGGACCCAGCGAUCGCUCACACUGCAAUCAAAACCAGGAAAUGCAGUGAGAUUGCAGAGCGCUACUACAAUGUUCCGAAGCCUUUGAUUUCAGAGGUGGUGGUUGGGGUUCCACAAUCCUUUUGCCAUGGCAGGCAUCAAGUGGUCCCAGCACCCGGGUUCCUUCGCCGGGUGAGUCCAGCGGAGCCACUGCACUCAUUCAUCAUUGCAGUGCAUCGCGAUGUCAUCAACGAAGAGCAUGACAAGCUGCUGCAAUGGAGGAACAUCAUCCUCAACACCUUGAUCACUUUUGAGGUUGUGGAGAGGGAUUCGACUUUGCAUUUCAAAAAUUGCCAAUUGAGGGAGAAGAGCGGAAUUGAGCAUGAACUCAUUCGCCACUCAAGCCUCAGCCGCUGCUUGGACAUUGUGAACUUCGCAGCUCGGAUGCAGAAACAGAAAAAAUCUGCUCAGAAGGGACCCAAGGUUUCGUGGGCAAAACAGGUUAGCGACACCUACAAUUCGGACCUGGUGAUGUCGGACUACUCGGAAAAAGUCACCGAGUGUUUUGUGGAAAGGUCCCUGGCAGUGAAUUCAAGGAUGUUGACCAAGUCGACGGUGGUGGUUUCCAAGCUGCUGUAUCUCGACGAUGUGUACGGCAUCAACAACCCUCUGGAUUCCAUCCACAAGCUGUUUGCAAUGCUGGGCAAAGCAGGCACUGGCCCCUCAAGUGUCAAAAAACUGGAGUGGAUGGUCUUGCUGCUUGCCGACCUGUUUGAGAAAGGAGCAUUGGAUGCAGACCAGUGCUCCAAGAGGGAGCUGUCCAGCAAGCUGUGCGAUGUCUUCAUGGCCAAGUUGGACUUUCAGAGGGAACUUCUGAACUGGGCUGCUGAGGUUGGAGUGCAGGGACAGUCGUUGCAAAAGAUCCAGGAGAUUUCAGUCGACUUGGAAACAUACCGUGCAGCAUUGGGAUACUCCUGGUUGCCGAUGGAUACGCAGCCUUCCUGUGGCUGGCGGACUUCUUUUCCACCAUCAGCGGACCUCUUCCUCACAGUGCUGGAUGGAUGCAUCUACAGCACCACAUACGACGACCUCAUUGUCACAUGGCUCAGGAGCAAAAAAGCUUUGGGAGAGCUUUUGAAGAUGAGUCCUUUAUCGGAGUCCUUGGACGAAGUGGCUGAGAAGAUUGAGGAGGAAAAGCAAACCAGUGCUGAGUCCAAGAACGAGCCGGGUGCUGACAGUGGCAAUGCUGAUUCGGAUGCGCACGAAAUUGGAGAGGACAAAGCAGCUUUUGGCAUUGAAUCCUUUGAGACCGUGAUGGCAACCUAUGCUGAGCUGCAAGCGAGUGAGGACAAGCAAGACAAAGAGGAUCUGCAACGAUUGGAAAGGCACAUGACCCAGGCCCGAUCUUUGGUGAAGACCUAUGUGGUUUUGGAGCCUGAGACAAAGAGCGAUGAGGAUCUCCUGGAAAGCUUGAAGCAGUCGGUGGCAGGCAGCGCUUCAGGAGAUGCCGAAAAAAAGACUCAUACACUGGUGUGGUACGACCAAGCCGAUGCCGGCGAAGCUCAGGUACAGCCACAUUUGCGCGUGCCUGGCCUCAGAAAUCGCGGAGGCCACCUCCAAAGAUUCGUGCGGUUGGUGCAGCAACGAAAAGACCCCAACCAAGACCUUGAUCCACGAGACAUCUAUGCUUUGUGUGACUGCGGCAAGGAUGGAAACAAAGGCAGGUUGAUUGGUGUUUUCUGCCUUGCUCCUGAGCCAGAUGCAGCAGGCAAGCUUCAAAAGCCUGCACCGUGCAAGAAGCAAGUUCGCACCUGGACAGCCACCAUGUCAGAAAGCAGCAUCACCGAAAGGCUUGCCAAGGUCCGUGGAUUCUCGUCCAUCAACCAGAUUCAAAGGAUCCAUCUGAUCACCAGGAACGGAUUGCAGCUCAAUGAGCACCAAAGGCUGCACUCCAAUGGCACGAACCGAGGAAAUUUCCUAGGUCCAUUCACGGCAUCCUCAUGGCAGCAGGACAGUGAUGCCUGGCUGAUGAAGAUGAAAGACAAGUUGGUCUUGCUGGGGAAGCAUGGCGCAAGGAUUGCCGUGGGUGGAAAAGAAGACGACGAUGACAACAUUGAUGCAAGCGAAGGUGACGAUGAUGAAAUGGAAGAGUCUGGGGCCAAGGGAGGCAAACCAAGGGACAAGAACGACAUGGAGCCCUUCUUGUAUCACAGCCCGCCGUCGGCGCUCUGUGAGGAACUCAUCCAAGCCGUCGACCCCGUGGCCGUUGUGGCACUGGCUGGGGAUGGGAGGAUGGCGGAGCUGUGCUUAGAGCGCCGUAUCCCAUUUUUCGGCUUGGCAUUCACGGCCGAACACUGCCAGGCACUCACCGCCAGGCUUGAAGGCUACCCGUGCCAACCGUACUCUGUGCUGGGCACGGGUGAUGGCUUGGAAAGUGAGGACGGAAAAGUAUUGCUCUAUGUUCUCCAGCGCAUCCGGCUGACACGACCACGAACCUUCUUGUUGGAGAAUGUCGAAAAUUUUCAGAAGUUCAAGAAGGCGUAUGAAUUGGUCAGAGAUGUGCUCAAGGCUUUGAAGGACAUUGGUGGCAAACCAUACUACAAGCUGCAGGCAAGAGUUCUGAACUCGAAGGACCAUGGAGUAGCCCAAUCCCGAGGUCGUUUGUACAUUGUUGGUGUGCAUGAUCCUGUCCGGGACUUCAGAUGGCCGGAACCGCAGGCCCCUGUGUCCCUUGAAUCUGCUUUGGACCCUCAGGAUGGCAGCGGACCAGUAUGGCCUCACAGCAAGACCGAAAUUCGCAACCUCAUCACCUGCUACAAGAAGUUGCAAGACAAGAGGCAACCCAUGAGAUGUGAUGGUAUUGCAGACAUCGGCAUGAGCUCCAAUUGGUGCCAAAGUUCAACCCCUUUCAGCAUUGGUUAUGCUCCUUGUCUGACGAAGAGUAGGUGCGAAAGCAAUGGAUAUUGGUCAUUCAGCCGGCAGCGAAAAUUGCAUUUGAGUGAAUAUUUUCGAUUGCAAGGGAUUUACCCUGGGAGACUUCAGCGCCCGGGGGAUGUCACAGAGGCAAAGAUGCGUGCCAUGGUGGGGAACUCCUUCACUGUUCCAGUGAUUGCAAAAAUCAUGGACCGUUUGUUUUACAGUGCAGGGCUCACAAGUCAGCCUAUAGCCUUCGAUGCAAGCACUGGUGAUGAUGGUGUCUGGUUGUGA